CUGCCUCUGUUACAGCACGUGACAUUCGGUGUUGUUGUUUUAGUGUCCCCUCUCAUUUUUAAUCGUCCUCCACACUUUGGAUCCCAGAAACUAUUUCCAGUGUCUAUGUUGCACUUCAAACUAAACUGUCAGUUUGUCCUCUCGUUGCGCUCUUACUUUUCGAUGCCUGCUUUGCUUGUAAACAGUUUAGUGUCAAGAAAAACACAUCACCGGCUGACUGUCAUUGGUUUAACAUCAAUUUUCUCCAACAGGAUCGAAACACGUCCUUUUGCUUUUACAUGGAACUGAACUCUCUCCAUCAUUUCUUUCUUUCGUCUAAUUUUUUGGUUCAUUUCUGAAGCCGUUGACUAUCGGUCAUCUUCUACAGCUCAGUUUUAGAAACGAGCUAGCUCCAAAUCAAAUCUGAUAAACUGAAAGCGAAGCUAUGAAAUGGCGGCCAGUGUCCUUGCUGACCAAAUUUGGCCGUUUUUCUUUCACUCUCGUCCAGGUAGGUUGUAUGGCUUACUGUGUGAACAGCUAUAUCGGCAGUGUGGUUUACUGCUCCGGACCAUCUAUGGAACCAACAAUAAUCAAUCGAGACAUUGUCCUCACUGAACAGAUCUCGGUGAGACGAAACAGGCUCCAUAAAGGUGACGUCGUUGUUUCUGUCUCUCCCGAGAAUCCUAAAUCGUUCAUCUGUAAAAGACUUGUGGCCUUCGAGGGCGACUGCAUCUUCAACGACAUUGACAACUCUUUCCAGUACGUACCCCGUGGACAUGUCUGGUUGGAAGGGGACAACAAGUCAAACUCAAGUGACUCGCGUUUCUACGGACCAGUUCCUUAUGGACUGUUGAAGGGCAGAGUAUGCCUCAAGAUCUGGCCUCUCUUUAAAUUCGGCAAGCUACCGUAUUGUCCAGACAAUAUAGACUGAUGGAAUUGAUGGGACAUUUUUCUUUAUAAUCUAUCUACCUAUCUGUCUGUUUAUUAUAUAAAUAUAUAUAUAUAUAUAUAUAUAUAUAU
Messenger RNA from Octopus sinensis (East Asian common octopus), 999 nucleotides. RefSeq names its product mitochondrial inner membrane protease subunit 1-like. Lineage: Eukaryota; Metazoa; Mollusca; Cephalopoda; Octopoda; Octopodidae. The transcript has a single exon. The coding region runs from base 425 to 910 and encodes 161 amino acids. The record is from RefSeq and is a predicted model, not a curated record. Gene Ontology annotation, cellular component: membrane; mitochondrial inner membrane peptidase complex. Gene Ontology annotation, molecular function: serine-type endopeptidase activity.